Cylas formicarius (sweet potato weevil) is the source of this 1355-nucleotide messenger RNA. RefSeq names its product gem-associated protein 8-like. Bases 175 to 816 code for a protein of 213 amino acids. Gene Ontology annotation, cellular component: SMN complex. Gene Ontology annotation, biological process: spliceosomal snRNP assembly. The record is from RefSeq and is a predicted model, not a curated record. Lineage: Eukaryota; Metazoa; Arthropoda; Insecta; Coleoptera; Brentidae. The transcript is spliced from 2 exons.
UGAUAUUUUAGCACCAAUUGCUAAGAAGUGUCAAAUGAAAAACCGUUUAGGUAAUAUAUGAAGGUUUUAGUUAUUCGGUUGAUUUUUUUUUCUAAUCACUAUAAUACUAAAUUGUUACAUCGUUUAUUGUCUGUAACUAUUUUUCUAUGAUUGUCUGUGAACUGACUUCCGAAAAUGGCGGAUGUCCUCAGGAAACCUUCCAAGAGAAUAAAAAGGCAAGCAAGACUUGAAGCCGAAAACACGGUUAAAUUAACGAAAAAUAGCACGAAAAGCGCCAAGAGAAGGCAGAGAAGAAAGAGAAGCAAGUCCAAGUAUUACAGAGUGCUGAAAAAACGACGCACAAACAAAACUACGGAAGAUUUGUGCUCCGCAAUAAACUUAUUUGACGUGACCGAUAUGGAUUGGUCGCCGAACCACGGGCUAAACCAUCUACCGCUAGAGGUCAGCGAGUGGCAGAAGCAAGAUCAAAUCGCCUAUUGGAAAUCUCGCGCCAUCAGUUUAGAAAUCGAAAACAGGAUGCUGCAUCAACAUUUGAGGAACGUUUAUGCCAAACAGAUCGAAGAUUACGCAGGGCAAAGUGAGUGGGUUGACAUUAAAAAGGACGAAUCGGAAGCCGGGCCAUCUAAAGAAAUGAAAAAGGAUAAAGUUAUGCCAAAAAUCCCGGAAGGGAAGGAGAGGGCCGAAGAAAUGCGGAAAAUAUACGGGGACCGGGCGCAGAAGAUUAUGGGCAUGGAAACGGCAAUACAAUUGAACUACGAACGUCACGUGGAAGGUUGCAACACGCCCUUUUGGCCCAAUUUACCGAUAAAACUUUAGCUUCGUUAGCGAGCUCGGGAGCGGAUUUAAAAUUACCGAUGAUACUGUUUUCCUAAUUCAUGGAGACAGUUCAUUAAGCUAGGGCUGACUGCUGAAGACUAGUUGAAUGAGCGUUGGACCAUGAUGACUCAUUACAUCACCUUCUUUUUCACCAGAGCAAAUAAACCAGAAUUUGAGUAUAUAUGAAUUCCCACUACAAAAUAUGUCUAACUAAAUAUAUAUUAGAAUGUCAUACUAAAACUUUGCCUUAUCAAUGUUUGUACAUUUGUGAACAAACACGAUCAAGUACGAGAAACCAUAUCACAUUAUUAUCAAACCUGUGGUUAAAACCCAAAGGUUUCUAGUCUAUAUUCUUCCGGAAGAAUAUAUUUUACCCUAAACCUCUUAAGCAUUACAUCCAGGCAAAACUGCAGAAAUUAAAUAGGGUAUUGAUGUAACUUAUAAAAUAUAUGUAUUCAUGUUGAUUAAUCAUUCAGUUUAUGUUUAAAAGCAAUCAUCAUUAUCAACAAUAAAAAAUUAAUAUUUAAAAAGUUUUUCCU